AUGGAGCCUUUACCCGAUGAUGACCCCCGGUCCGUAGAUCCAACACCCGGGGCAGCCCAGUGGGCACUCAUGGCCCUCAACCCAAGCGGGGAGAGGCAGCUCAUGGUCGAGUACCUCGGCUCCGGGUACCAGGGCACCGUCCUCCUGUGCCGCGAGCUCGCGGGCGACAAGCUCUCGGUCCUCAAGUGGAGCAGGAAGGCGCACAGCAAGGCGGGCAUGGAGCGGCCGGACCGCGAGGCGCGGGUCGCCAGGCUGCUCGGCUCCUCGGAGAGGGCGGACCGCUUCGCGAGGCUGCUCUCGUCCCAGGACAUGGCUGGCGGCUGGCGGACGAGCUGGUGGGAGUUCUACAACAUCGGUGGCAUACAGAACCUGAGUGAGUACAUCCCCCCGCGCACGAAGCCACCGCUCAGCCUUGUGUGUCGCAUCGUGGCCCAGGGCCUCGAGGGCAUACAGCAUCUGAACGAGCUUGAUAUGCGCCACAUGGACCUGCACGUAGGCAACGUCUUCCUCCAUCUAGCCGACGGCGCGUCGUGCCCGGAUGCUGUGAUUGGCGACUUCGGGUACUCUCGUCUUCCAGGAGAGGGCCCUCCCAAGCACACCGCCUGGGACUGGCGGAGGAUGAGCUCCUCCGAGAAGGCAGGGCAUUCAUCGCCGCCGUUGGCCUACGGGCCUGAGGGAACGAUCGAGAACCGUUCCUGGCGCCUGAAAUGGGAUGUCGACAAGUUUCUAUAUAAUGUUAAGAGAGAGCUCCUGGACGGAUUCUACGAGGAGGAUGAAGAGACCCCACUUGUAUUCUCUCUCUUCAAACACAUGUCUGACAUGAUUGAGCAGGACACCGAAGACCGUAAGCUGCCAGAAGCUGAGAGGCCCCCUCUCCAGGAUCUUACUCAAAUGAUCCAAGACGCGAAGACCCUAGAGCGUCUUUACGCGGACAUGGCUUCAGACAAGCAGGCACUCGAUAGGCUACGAGAAAAUCUGCUGAAAGAUCAGAGGCGGAGAUACCUAAAGCCUCGCGUCUUCGACAACGAGUGGGUUGCUCGCAACAAGUUUCGGGAAUAUCUCGAUGUCGGACUGGUCAGGGUUGUCAAUCUGGCUGACGAAAAGUCAAUUGAAGUCGCGACGGCGGAGCUUGCAUCGCUGGGAGUCGAGGGCGCCGCGUACGUGGCGGACCAUAGUGACAGGAGCGGCUCCAGCCCUGAUCAUAGCACAUCGCCCCCUUCGAGUGAGACGCGCGAGAGCAGCCCUGUGGUACACCCUGAGCAGCAGCUCUCUGAAAGGGAGAUUGCCGAGCAGCAGGUUUCUGAAAAUGGCAGUGCUGAGCAGCAAAUCUCUGAAAGGGACAUUACUGAGCAGCGAGUGUCUGAAAAUAGCAGUGCCGAGCAACAAAAUCCAGCCACAUCGUCUUGUCCGUCGACUCGUUGGUCCCCUUCCACACGUGGCCUGGCCUCAGCGACAGCCUUCGCAGGCGGCGACGCCUCAGCCGUGGGCGGGCUGCUGGGGGUUCUGGACCUUGCGGAGAGAGCCCAGGCGUUGGUUCGUGAUGAGCAUGCUCGCAGGCGCCGAUGGCAGCGUUUGAGAGAUCUGUUCCUCCGACGGUGA
Molecule: messenger RNA, 1599 nt
Organism: Diaporthe citri
Lineage: Eukaryota; Fungi; Ascomycota; Sordariomycetes; Diaporthales; Diaporthaceae
Exons: 1
Coding region: 1-1599 (532 amino acids)
Biological process (GO): protein phosphorylation
Molecular function (GO): ATP binding; protein kinase activity
Source: RefSeq, a predicted model, not a curated record